AGUGCCGGAGCCUAUCCCAGCUGUCAACGAGCAGGAGGUGGGGUACACCCUCAACUGGUCGCCAGACAACAGCCGCGCUCCCCAUCAUUUUGAUGUCGGAGUGGCCAAUUCGUGGUGCAUAUUUUUGGGGGGUGUGGGAGGAAACCGGAGUGCCCACCCGGAGAAAAGCCACGCAGGAACAGGGGAGAAGACGGGCGGGCCGGGAUUCGAACCCCGGUCCUCAGAACUGUGAGGCCACCGCUUCUAUUUCAACGCCACACAAACGUCUUUUCUGUCCUAAAUGGCUCGAUCGCGAUCGAAUGAAGUCUCCGCUAAUCUGUUCAGUUGCCACAUAUCGAGCAGUUUCCCCGUUACAAGUGACUUUACAAGCGCCAUAUACUAUAAUAUUUCAUUCCAUUUUCAAAAGCCGUUUAUCUCCACAAGGGUCGCGGGAAUGCUGGACAUUUUUGAAUGAAUAAUAUACAUUUUAAUGACAGAUUUUCAUCUCCUGCUUGCGAAGGCUGCCAGGCUUCCGUCUGACGUCACAAACAAAAAUGGCAGCGCGCGAGGAGUCGCUCAACUGAAGGCGAAAACACAAAAUUUCAAAUCAAAUCAAAGUGUUGUGGCUCGAUUGAAGAAUGCGGAGUGGAGGGGGCGUCACUCCCGCCGGUGUCAGCAGUCAUGUCCCAACCGAAGACGCGCUCAAUUGUUUCUGGUUCGUCGCCGAAGACUCCGCGUGGCCCGUCCAAACUUUGUCACGGAAAAAGUCAGGACCACGUCUCGGACAAGAAGGACGUCGACGUGUCGGCGGCGACCGCCAGUAAAGAGCUGCAGAGUCCUCAGUGCCGAGGCUCCGGCAGACCUUUCGGACUCAGCCACGCGGACUCUCCCGGUGACGUGGAUCCUUCUCAAGACAUCGUCUGGGAUUCCAGGUCACCCACUAACACCGGCCAGGAGCUGAAGAAUGUCAAAAGGGUGGAAAUAUCCGACAUCGUCGACCGCAUCGCGCCCAAGGACGCGAAAGCCCGUGGGCCGCGGUCGCCUUUGUGGCAGUGGAUCAGCGACAGCCCCGCGCCCGCCACGCCCAAGGUGGCCAAAGCCAGAGCGAGGAAGAAGUCGCUCCGGCGGAGCGGCGUGGAUGACCUGAUAAAACUGGCCCGGCGGUUCGAUGAGAACAUGCAGCAGGACAAGGAGGACCCGGCCCAGCUCACCAAGAACAAAAUCAACAAAACGCUAACAGAGACGUCGUCGUCGUCGUCGCUGAACCAAACCGAGGCCGAGCUUCGAGCCCUUUUCGACUCGUCCACGCAGAAGGUCAGCGGAGGCCUCAGCCAGGUCUCCUCGAAAUCUUCCCAGGACAAAAGCCUGCCCGACAAGUCCGGUCCUGGUCCCGAUAAAGUCAAGGAGUCAAGUAGCAAGUGCGCCGACUUUGACGGGGACGACGACUGGGAAAAGGACGACAUGCUGGACGACCCGUCUUUACUGGCCCUGAUGCAGAACCCCGACCGUCCCGUCCGGGAUUCCGCCGGGUCCCGAAAUUCUCCUGGGGGCGGCCUGUGGGAUUUGUGUCCCGAAGUUAAAGCCAACGCCAGAAGCACUUUUAAGCUGGAGUCCAACCCUCACUUCUUCACGUCGGUUCAAGAAAUGUCAAAGAAAAACAUUUCGCACUGUAAAUGGGACGACAUGGACGGCGCCCACCACGACGACGACGACGACGACGCGCUCUUCUACCAGGCGUGCGACAGCGUGGAGGCGCUCUCCCAACCCAUCAAGACCGCCACCACGCCUCUGCCAAUCCGCCAAACCUCGCCCGGCAACAGGAAGUCGCCUCGCGCCUUCACGCGUUCGAAUUCCUUACCGAGCGCCGCUACCGGGGUCCGCCAAAGUCCCAACCGUCCCGUGUCCAAGAGCCUCCCGGCGGAACCCUCGCGGGCCCCCUUCGAGAGGAGCGCCUGCCAAGCGGCCCCCGACAAAGCUUUUCUCAGCAACCGCAAGUGCUCGGCGGCCGAAAUCGAACGCAAGAAGCAGGAAGCUUUGGCCAGGAGGCGGCGCAGGCUGCAGAACGCGCACAAACGAUGAUGGUUCCACGCAGGUGUUUUGGUGGGCCCUCCCCUCCCCUCCCCUCCCCCCGCCGGCACCCACCUGCCUCAUAUCGGGGCAGCGUUGACAGGCCCGAGCGGACGUCGAGGAAUGACUCGAAUUUGACGUCUAAUUUGUGCCCGGGGCACAACGUCCGCCUUUGUGGUCCCCACAGGCCGCCUUAGUUUACUUCCCAGGUGCAUUCCGUCUUCCCCCGAAUGGCGCGCUAAUCAAUCUCAGCGCCGAGACAUUUGACGCAUCAUCAGAAGCCGAAUGGACGCCAUUAUGUUUUUUUUCCCCGAGCUUAUUCCAACUAUCUGAUGAAGCUAACAGGUGUGCGGAGGAGGCGGGCGCAAUAUGUCGUUCGACAGGAGGUCAUCGGUGACGUUAUCUGCUCGAGCCAGUCGUUCCUACAACGGGGAGAAGUGCGUUGACGAGAGGGGAAUGUCAGAUGGUAAUAAGCGAUCUUAUCAGCUCGAGUACUGAUGAGAACUCGCAGAAGGGAUCAUAUAAAGUGUGCGUGUCCGUCGCAUGCUAGGAGGGCGCGUACACGCUAGUUGGUGUCGUUGGCCAGGAGGUGAACGGCGAAAUCUCUUCUGCCGGUUGUGGUCCGCGCUUCGACUUCGGCUUCCUUCGCAACCGCGUCCUGACGCUCGGCACCUCUUCUCCGAGUUCAGAUAAUACCGCGCGCGAGCGCCGCUCCGCCAGCUGGCUCGCUAAUGAUCUCCGCGACCAUGUUUGCACGCGUUCUCCUCACAUUCUGAUCCCUUCGCCGCAUUCUCGUCUGCGCGGGCGAGCGGCAGCAAGCUGUCGGCGGCGUUAAAUGACCUGUGACCGCUUUCACGGUGCGCGUCAUUAGGCGGGCGGCUUCAUCUCGCUUUCACCUGAGGUCUCCGUGCAGGGCCCCCCAGCUGUGGCGACCCCUCGCCAAGUUCCGCCCGCGGCCCCCCCCCCCUGAAAAACGCGUCGUCUUCACGUGCCGUUUGUUCCGCUUGCGCUCGCGGCUAACUACUAGCAACCCCAAACUUGAAAGAGCAACUUGAACGUGUGAUUGCCCAAGUUGGCAGAUCGGCCUCAAUGCAAUCUCGCCGCAAUCGUUCCAACCUUUCCGACUCUUCUUCUCAUUCCCACCGUCAUCUGAUUUCAACGAUUGUCAUUUUCUACAUUUUCUGUCCGUUUGGGCGAGUCUACGAUCUCUGCCGCGUAUUUCGAGGCAGCGCUCGAGCGGCCGUGUUUUGGAGCAGCUGGAGAUUGUUUAAGCGACUCGCCGCGGCGGGAGGAGCCGGUUAAAACCAUCAGAUUUAUUUUGCUGACACAACAUUGUAAUUUACAAGUCGUUAAUGGUGCGCUUGUCUGGCGAGGAAGUCAUGCGGAGGUCAACGUCACCCGGGCGAAAGCGAUAAGACAGACGUGUCAAAAAAAAAGGGAAAUCUUGUUAUUCCAAAGUAAAUCACAGCUUUGGAAUGGCAGGGGAGUAGCGGCAAAACAUUUCUCCGGGAAGGAUUUACGAGCCCGAGUGAAGCCGGCGCAACAACUUGACGUCGUCUUUUUUUUUUUUUUUUUUUUCCACCCGCAUCCGAGCGCCGGCAUUGCCGAGCUCUAUUAAGCGUGCUGAUAAGGCGACGUCGACGAGCAUUCCUGCAGCUCACGUCUGCCAACACCUUUGCGAUGGCUUCGGCCUUCAAGCCGCGUUCCCCGUUCAUCGGGCACACCCUCGGCGUGUGGGUUGGAAUGGCGCGUUGACAGCUUCGGGUUGGGGUUCGUUUACUUGCCCGACGCUGACGUGUCCCACUUUCCCCGAGAGGACACACAAAAAAAAAAAAACGCCAUCUCACAAUGAGUUCACCAAAAAAAAAAAAAAAAAAAAAAGCACAUUUCUAAUUGUUUGGCUGUUCAUUUGAAAAAAUGCUGCUCAAACUUUGGGAAUUUAGCGCCACCCACCUCUGGCACUCGCUUCACAUUGAGUUUGUGGCUGAUCAAUUUCUCGAGUCUUGUUUACGUGAGGCCCAUUCAGCAAAUUUGACAUCAAUCACUGCAAGUGGCGUCCGCUGAUAUAUUUGACCCCGCCCCCCCCCCCCAAACUUUCCACAAAAUGGCGGCUUCAAACAAAAAUGGCCGACUUGCUCUUGAAUUUCAGGUUGGGGUCCUGAGACUUUUUCUGGCGACUCACGUCCUGUACGACGUUAUGAUAUAUAUAUAUAUGAUCUUCCUAUUCAAUUCUGGGCAAAGGAUCUUUUCAUGCAUCCUGUUUAUUUCCAAGCAAUUUGGCACCAGUUGACGAUUCCCCCGCCCCCGUCCGCCCAUUUCCCCAAUUUUGGCGCACUGUAGCUGCAGAGCCGCCCCGCAGCGCGACGUGAGGGCAGAUCGUAACGUCGCAGCGGGGCUCGGUGGUUUGUUUUUGCGCAACGUUGGCUCGCUCCCAGACAAGAAAGGCAAGCGAGAAGCGCAAAUGAAUAAAUAAGCGAGCGAAGCCCCUCCGAGGCAAAUGGGGGCUCCCCAGUCAAAUAAAGACCCGACGAACGGACUCGGCGGGCCGAGCGGCGUAAGGAGGAAGCCGCUGCUGUGGGAGCGAAAGAAAUUAAACGUUUCCAUCAAACGGCUGCGCAGUUUCCUUUCAGUGUUGUUUUUCAAAAAAAGACAAUCAAAAGGAAGCAAAAUCUUGGGGGAAUUUGCCACACUCGCAUUUCUUCUUCUUCUUCUUUUUUUCUUGUUGUUGUAAAGCGCUCCACUCAAUAUUGCUUGGUAUAUUUACAGUACAUUAUUACAAUGUUAACAUUCUUUUACCCAUGAGUCUUAAGCCCAUGCUGAAAAGAAAAAAAACACACUAUGAAAUUAAAGUGAUAGAAUAAAAGCAUUUGAGCCAUGUAAAUAUUGUGGUGACCCAACUAAUGUCAGAAUAGGAUUUUUUUUUCUCAAAAAUGUAACUUUUUGACAUUUGUAAAAUACUUUUAUCACAUGUAUAUAACUUUCAGGGUAAAGUUUAGAUUUUUUUUAUAUUCUGCCUUUUGAAUUUUCUGUUUUAUUAUUGUUAAAUUAUUUGUUCCUCUGAUAA
Syngnathoides biaculeatus (alligator pipefish) is the source of this 5110-nucleotide messenger RNA. RefSeq lists its product as uncharacterized. Lineage: Eukaryota; Metazoa; Chordata; Actinopteri; Syngnathiformes; Syngnathidae. The record is from RefSeq and is a predicted model, not a curated record. The transcript is spliced from 7 exons. Bases 661 to 2058 code for a protein of 465 amino acids.